CAGAACAAAAUAAUUUGGUCCUCAUACAAACGGGGCAACAGGAAAUGUGUACAUUGGAUCCUAUACGUCUUGUUCAUAUUCUUUCAAACAUUCAGGCCAAUAUGGCUGCCAGUCGUGGUCACAGUGAAGACUUGAAGACUCUAGGCCUGACAGUCUCUUCGCACUCAAGAGGUGACUUCACCAGAGCAGGGCUGAGUGGUUGGGCUAUGCUGUACGGCACUAGGCAGCCCAGCUCAGGCAAGGGAAGAACGGCCAAAUCCCCCGAAUAAUCCCCUACUGCCAUCCACUCACCCUCUCACCUGGAUCUACCUGCGGAGAAAAACUUGGAGACCCUAUUACGGCACUCUCUGUUCAAUGACGAUUCAGACAGUUUAGUGGAAGUGUGCAUCGACUACGUUUGCCUGCCUGUUCUCUGAAGGUUUGUCUUCCUGACGGGGAAACAUUCAUUAGGAAGGGUCGCUUCUUAAAGUCACCAUUCCUAUUUCUUCUGGACGUUUGGCCCCCCAAGCCUCCACCACGCUCAGAAAGGACACUUCUGUUGACCGUUGCCGUGGGGAUAAGGGGGGGGUCUCUGCGGCAAUGAAGCUGCAGGCUGUAAUGGAGAACCUGCACCGGCAGCAGAGGGCCAAGCUGCAGAUGGAACUGGAACAGCAGCAGCUGCAACAGGCUGGCCAAUCACAGGUGCGGCACACCCCCCCAGCCAAUACCAAAGGCCUGGGGGAGGAGUCAGGCAGCAGCCCCGCCCCGGAGGCGGAGCAAGCACAGAUGGCAGCACUGGAGGCCAUGCGGGCCGUGGCAGCUGGGCUACAGAGACACCCCGACAGCCCCCUGUCGGAGAACAGCAGUGUGGGCGAGGAGGAGGAUGAGGACGGAGAGGAUCAGUACAAAGACAUGAUGGGCUCGGAGGAGGAGGAGCACAUAAAGCAGAAGUGGGACGAGGAGGACUUCGAGGGCGAGAUGGAGGAGGACUACGACGACGAGCUGGCGGACGAGGGGGUGCCGGUGGGCAGGGAGGGGGUGCCAGGCAAGGGGGUGCUCCUGCAGCCCCGCCGGCAGCUGCACCCCCACUCCCAGCUGCUGAAAGCCCGGCCCGUCGGAGACCAGGAGGCGCGGGUGCCUGCCCUGCCCCCGCAGGGCUCCCACAGCCAGCUGGGCGGCCAGGACCAUGGGGACUGGACCUACGAAGAGCAAUUCAGACAGCUGUACGAACUGGAUGGAGACCCAAAGAGGAAAGAGUUCCUGGAUGACCUGUUCAGCUUCAUGCAGAAGAGGGGAACUCCGGUCAAUCGGAUCCCCAUCAUGGCCAAGCAGGUGCUGGACCUAUACAUGCUGUACCAGCUGGUGACGGAAAAGGGGGGGCUUGUUGAGGUCAUCAACAAGAAGCUGUGGAGAGAGAUCACCAAGGGACUCAACCUCCCUACCUCAAUAACCAGCGCGGCCUUCACUCUCAGGACACAAUACAUGAAGUACCUGUACCCUUACGAAUGUGACAAGAGGGGCCUGAGCAACCCCAACGAGCUCCAGGCCGCCAUCGACAGCAACAGGCGGGAGGGCCGGCGGCAGGGCUUCGGGGGCACGCUCUUCACCUACUCGCCCAACGGGACGCCCACCAUGCUGUCUUCUCCCAAGCUGUCGGUGCCCAACCUGGGCAUCGCCAUGACCACCAACGGGGCUCCACUCACGCCCAUCCAAAAGAUCAAGAAAGAAGAGGAAGGCGGCAUCCCCCUGGCGGUGCCAGGCAGGAUGCCCGUGGCCCUCGCCGGGCACUCGGUGGUGGCGGCGCAGGCGGCGGCGGUGCAGGCGGCGGCGGCCCAGGCGGCCAUGGCGGCCCAGGUGGCGGCGCUGGAGCAGCUGCGCGACAAGCUGGAGUUGGGCGAGCCGCCGGAGAAGAAGAUGGCAGUGCCCUCGGAGGAGCAGCAGAGGCUGAUGCACAGGGCGCUGCAGCAGAACCUGCUGGCCAUGACGGGGCAGGUGCCCAUGAGCAUCCGCAUCAACCACCAAGAGGGCAGACAGGACUCCGCACUGAAUCUCACAACCAACGGCCUCAACAGCAUCAGCAUGUCUGUGGAGCUCAAUGGUGUUGUCUACACGGGUGUGCUUUUUGCACAGGCAGCAGGGUCGGGCCCGUCAGGAUCACUGGGCUCUAGUAACAGCAAAACCCCAAGCGGGCGCAGUGGGGCCCAGCCAGUCCCAAAGACACCUACCUCAUCCUCCUCCGGCAACCCUUCGCCUUAGCAACCACGGGCCUCCCCUUACAUGAAGCUAACCAAAGCCAAACCGGAAAGAAACCUCAUUUCUUAGAGUAGCCAACGCCAAAAAGAAAGGAAAAAGACGAAAAAGAGUGGGGGGAAUAAAAAAACCAGACCACUUGAAGUACACUAUCUCAGGUUCUCUAGCCCGCUGUAGGGUUUUUUAAUUUUUACUUUCCGAUUUGUUGUCGUUUCUUUUAAAAUCUUUUUUCAGCAGCCAAGACAGCCGAAAAUAUAACAAAAGGAGCCAGUAUGUUAUAGAUGUAAAUGCACAGCCUGUGAAUAAUUUAUUUCCUCUCCAGAAAUGUACAGAUUUCCUGAGAACAAAAAGAAAAUGAAAGGAAGGUAAAAUGCACUGUUUACACAAUUUUACUGACAAUGAAGCUUCUCAUAAAUUCAAGGGGAAAAGUGAAUUUAAUUUUUUUAUCUUAUUAUUGUUAUUAACCAUAUACAUUGAAAAAAAUAUAUAGGGUUUUAAAGAAAGAAAAUUGUAAAUAUCUUCUAUUUUAUUCUAGAAAGUUAAAAGAAGCUUUAAAGUAUAUUUUAUUUCUUCAGGGCAAAGUAAAAAGCACCAAUGUGACCUCAAAGUUUAGACCUUUGUUUUCCCUCAUGUGAUACACUUUCACGUUUCAUCAGAUGAUAUUGUUACAACACAGGUGGUCAGUAGAGGAGUUAGGCCUGUGGGCCUAACUCUUGUACAGACUCAAAGAGAACCGCUCCGUUUCCUCGUCAUUUUUUUUCCAGAGAGUUUAUUUUUUUGGGGGUGGGGGGAUAGGGGUGCUUAUUUAGGCCCCUUCAUCUCAGGUUCUGAAUCGUAUUCACGGCAACAAUUAUUUUCCUUACUCUAGCCCAGCAAUUGCAUCCAAAGGCCUCGUCUUUAUCCCACGCUCUGCUGUGUUCAGCUUUUCCUUGGUCCCUGUUUCUGAGCAAACUGAACUGCAAAUGUGGGGCCUUUUGGUAACUUUGGUAGUAAUGGCCUUCCCUGAAAAUGAGGGAUGGGCCUUAGAUCCUUGAAGAUCAUCUUUCUAAAUCAAGCUUUCCCACUCAUUAAUGGUAAAGGUAAUUCCACAAGGCUUCUGUCUGGGAUGGGGGUGGUUUCUGUUGGGCCAGCAAACACUCCAAUCAUCAAGGCACUGGAGUUAAAUGGGCACAGACAGGUUGCUGAGUGGAGUGGAUGCUGCCUCCAUUGACCCUAGAGAUGGUCAUUGAAAUCACAUGGCUUCUGUCCUGUUGCAGUGUGUAAAGAAAGUGUGUGUGUGACCCAUGUCAGCUUGGCAGUACCAUAGCAUGUAAGCCAGGAUGAAAACAUACUUUUUACAUUUCUGUGAUGUCCUUUGUGGGGGGGGGAGCCUCCCACUCACCCACUCACCUCGGUGCUGUUAAUUGCGACAUCUAGCAGUCUGCUUUCGCGAGCGACAAUAACCAGGUCAGACUCAAGAAUGCAGACUCUGCUCCCUCAGCUGUAGAGUAUCUGUUAGCAUUGGCAGCAGUGGGAAGCUCAAGGCUCACUUCCUGGUACAGCACAGAGGCAGUACUAGAGAAGACCGAUUCCUGCCAGGGAUGCCAAUUGCCACUAAAGCCAGCAGUAUUUUUUGCGUUCUGGGCAGGGGAGCAGAUUCUAGUCUGAAAUGCAACAUGUUCAUUUGAGGCAGGAGGUCAGGUUCUCCUGCUGUUUUUGUGUUGCCAGAUAUUUUUUCUUUGGGCUUGGAAAAUGUCGAAAGGCUUUUUCCCCAAGGGGGAGGUCUUUCCGUCUUCUUGUAGCUGCUUGUAUUUUACAGGCCGUAAAAACGAGAUCCAUCCUGUAGAAGUACAUUGCAAUUUAGUUCACCAGCCUAGCUGGCGAGCCCUUCAGAAAUACCUCAUUCUUAUUCACCACUACUAACCCACAACACUACGCACCAAGCAGAAUCUCAGCUAUGCAGCGGUGGGCAAGUACAAGGGCCCAGCUGCUGCAGUAGCUCCCUUUAGAAGCUCCACCAAAUGUUUGCAUUUCCGUCUCUCUGUUUACUUAUCCAGUGAGAAGUUGUGACCCUCCCAGGAGAUGAAAGCAGGUUAUUGAUCAUUUAUAUUAGCACAGUAGAUGAAUGACUAUCAUAAUACCAGAUUGACGGGACUUUGAAACUCAUGUCCCUGAUGCUGGCUCUUGAGAAAAGUUUAUAAGGCUCAAUAUAAUUCGGGAGCUUUAGAGGAAUGUUUAAAUAUUAAAGUGAGGUAUGGCUGAGCUGAUUUUGCGCUCUACAAGAGCUAGCAGGAGCAGAAUGGGGCUAUAGAGAGCAAUGGCCGCAUCUAGAUUUGUGUGCAUUUGUUUUUAAUCAGCUAUGUUAAUUCUGACCUUGCUGCUAUUACUUGAUUUGUAUAGCAUAUGCAAAAUAUUGCCUGAGUUUGAUUGUAACUUGGAGUCGUCUUGUGCAGCCCUAGUUUUGCAAUACGUGGUAUUGGAGAGCAGUCUUUGUCACUGUACACUGUCCCUUAGCCUUUUCUUAAUACAGGCACAUUGUCAAGGGGAUUGAAAUCUAGCUGGGUUUUACAGUGCAGACAACAGAGCAUCAUUUCCGUUUUCAUCUGUCGGUAGCCUCUCCCUCACAUGUCAUUGAGCUCUGGCUUCAUGGAAGUCCUACAUACACUGGUAAGAUAAAAUGUUGGCCAUUAAGUUAUUUCUAUAUGGCUUGGUAUGGUAUCCUAUACAUUGUUCUCUUCCAUAACUAUAUAUACCACUAGUGUGUGUUCUAAGCACUUAUAUUGAGAGGCAAUACAGCACAACCAAUGCUGCUGGUUCGAUGUCGUUUGGAGUUUUUAAUGCCUCUCAGUAUAGAAAGAUGACACAUUCCUAUACCUUGCCUAUGAGCUUUGACUUUUUGAGGAUUUCCUCUCCACUCCAAAUACUGGAUUAACACGGCACAAAGCUCAGCCUGUGGGACUAUCAGUGUGAGAGUGUAGGCUGGCUGUUCCUCAGAGCAGCCAUACAUUAGCCCUCUGCCACACAAUUACCAAACCAUAAAUGUCUGGCUGAGUACUGCAUUAUUCAACACUGAUGUCUGCAUGGAUUGAGGGUAAUGUCGGAACUGAAGAUUUAGCGGCAUUUAUUUGAUCAGUCUUGGUCAAAGGGACUGGUGAGGUACAGGGAUGUUUGCAGCAGUAAUAGAUUCUGACUGAAUAAAAACACGAGGUUUACUCUCCCCCCCAAGAUUCUUCUGUUCCUUCUGCACAGGUUACACUGGACUGGAAGGCAGAAGUUCUGAAUUGGUUACAUCAUCCUGUUCUUUCCUUUCACCUGUUACAUGAAAUCAAGCCAAAAAUGCCUCCUGUUUCCCAGUGGGAUUUCCUUAAUCCAGAUGUGCAUCGUUUAUUCUGACAGACGGGUCUUUUGGAUCUAGGUGUGGAUUAAACCAAAAUUUCAACUAGCCAGCUGCCCGACCCAAAUUCUGAAUGCAGUAUCUGAGGUAACAUGAGGGGCUGCUUGCUUCUCCGCAAUAUCCACCGAUCAUCAGAUCCCGGGUUUGUAAUUUGUGAGUGGCAAUGAGAUGGAGGUUUGGUUUUUAGGCCAGAUCUUUGGGUGAAAAAAUUGGGCUUAUAAAUCGAGCAGUAUUUCUUGACGAGCUUCUGAUUUGUUGAGGAUGGGACGUGUAGCCCUGCAGUUGGAACCCAACUGAUGUGGUUUCCUUGAAUUUGUCCUCUCCCCGAGUCCACAUAACCACUCUUUUUGGAAUUGCGCCCUCUUGGCUUUUAGUCUUGCAAACCUUUUGUAGAACAUGGAGUAAUCAAACCCCACCACUGGGCAGGAGAUGUUUUAGUGGGUAGAAGGUUUUGCACCGUUCUGAAGGAGAGAUUUCAAAGUUUUUCAAAGAACUGAACUCUUUGUCCUGCUCACUGGCACCACCUUCUGAGCACAGUGUCUGCUAACGGACUGUGUAAACCUUGAUGGCAAUGUGUAGUUAAAAAAAAAAACAGAAGUAACUUGCAUCAUAUUAUUUAGUAUGCUUUCAGUCACCCCAUACUUAAAUUCAAUGCUUUUUUUAGUGUGUUUUUGUAUGCUGAUCACGGUAGUAUAAACUCGCAAUCUGCGAAUGCAGUUGGUUAGCCCGCUGACUUACAAAGAUUGAGACAUCCUUGAAGCUUGAAAGCCAUUCUAUGCAAGUGCAGUUUUAUCAGUCAUUGUAGACAAUCUGUACUGGUCAAAUGGCACAUCUUGGCAUGCCAUCAGGUGUUUCAUUUUGUUAGUUUGUACCAAUUACUAUUUAAAUUUCUAACAUGAUGUGGAGUUAAAUAUAUACUUUGCUUUUGUUUUAAGUUAUGUCAUUUUAAAACUGCAGAAAUGCAAUAUCUGUUAUGGGUUGAUUUGUGUGUUUUCAACAAAUUUGAAUUUGCUGUAUUUGUGUGUGUAUUGGGACGAUUGUGUAUGUAUUUUGCAAUAUAUGCUGUCAUGUCUUUGUAUAUGUGUAGGUAUCAGUUUAAGUAGUGUUGGGGGGGAGGUUAUGUUUAAGAGGGUGGUUUUGUGAGACUAUGGGUUUUAGAUAGUUGUGUAAGUGUGAUAUAAGCUGAAAUAUUUAUUUUCCUACUCUGCCCGCAGUUUUAAGAUUUUGGUUUAAAACUCAUGUGCAAACUAACUUGAACUUGAGAAUAUGUUUCCCUUUGGAAGACGGACAAUUAAAAUGAGUGGCAAUACCCUUCACAUCCCAUCUAGAAAAUGGUCAAGCAUCAUUUUUCAUUAAAUGUAAUACUAAAUAGAAUGCCUCUUCCAGAGUGCUAUUGAAAGCUGUCACAUGCAUUUGUUGCAAAUUGGUAGCAAUAAACAUGCAGUGCUGGGUUUGAUCUAUUUAACUGCAUCUGAGGUAGAGCAGACCUCAAAGAAGGCAGUAUUUCACUUUGGGUGGGGGGGGUGCUAUCUUUCAUUUUAAGUAGGCAGUUCCACAAUUGCAGAUUAGUAGCAUUCUCUCAUCUGUGAAAAACUAUAGGAAAUUACAGCCCCAGAAAUGCGAAGGCAAGCUAAAAAAAAAAAAGCCAAACGUUGACACAUUGCAGCUCUUUAGGGACAACAAUUUGCAGCCUCUGACCUCUUGGCCCCUUUGGCCCAUUAAUGACAAGUCACUUGCUCGGAGUACGCUAAAAACAUCCCCUGCAAUUAUGAGCAUAAUGAUAUGCCUGGAAGGCAGGCAUGCCAGAGAUGAGACUGAGAUCUAUGUUGUGAUGUGCCUGGCUGAGGGUAAAGUCUAACUGGCCAAUCGAUCUCCUUUCUCCGUUCAAUACUGCUUCUCCAGUUGACCUCCUCACCCCUGGGUCUCCUGGGAGGUUACAGUUCUUCCCAUCAAUUAUGGCUCGCUGUUUCUAUGAAGUAACCAGGGUGGGGAUGUGGGAAUAGGAUGUUCUUUGCUUUAUUAAGGCUCUCAGGGAAGUUUUUUUUUCCGUUUCAUCAAGAGACGAUACAAUACCGAAUACCUCGUUGAAAAUGACCGUUUUCUUUUUUUUUUCCUUCUCCACUUUCAGACCUCCAAAUAUAAAGCAAAGUCAUAAGAUCUGAGUUUUCUAGCUCUAUACCUACCAACUCUCCCUUUUUGCUUAUUCUUCACAACAGCUGGUAUGUCGGUCAUGUCUAGAAAGUUGUUUUCUGUGACCUGAAUUCUGCAGUGAGCUUCAACUCAGUUUGCUGCUGGUUAGCACUGAUAGCCUCCCACUCGUUCAACCUUCAUUAAAGUGACUCCUAUUCAGUUAGUCAGCUCUGGGUUUUUAAAGUUCAGCCCUGUUUCCUGCAACGCUUUCCAUUUGCAGCCUGUGUGUUUGGAGAAAAGAUCCCUUUGUCCAGUUCACCGGGUUCAGCAUUGUAUCCACAACAUUAGUGCAAAUUGGCUUGUGAAUAUUGUCUUUAAAAAAGCAGCAGCAGAGAGCUGUAUUAAAGGAAAUUGUAAGGCUUUUGAUUUUAUAAAGGCCUUGUAUUGUCUUUGUUGGGUGCCGUCUUCUCAGUGGACACAUCUCCCAGACUGCACUGCUUCCAGUUGUUCUCCUCCGUAAGCAACCUGCAAUUCCAUUUCCUGUCUUGACUCUUCAUUAUCUCCAAAAGCUGGAUAUUUCUUAUGCAAGACCGUACACUAAGACGCAGUGGUUAAAAAUGAUGCCACAAGACUAACCAUGACGGAUCUCCAAGUCCACUGGACUCUUUCCAGAGGCCAGUUGAAUUGACCUUAUCUGACCAGUAGAGCUUGAGUGUUUGAGGGACAGCCCUUCAGUGUUUUGGCUUCCCGAUAUUGUGCGACUGCAGAUACAUGAAAUGGCAGGGGGAUGCCACACUGUAACCCGCAUUGUGGUCAGUAACGACCCCUUCAGCCCCAUCACACUCCAGUUUCCACACAGCUGGGGAACAUGAAGGCUGUUAAACAGGCUUACAAUAUGAGGACCUGUUAAAGUCAAACUGUUAUAGUGAGUGAUUGCUACUUGAAAGGUCAGUGGUGCCGUUUUUUAAAAUAGUUUAUGCAAAUUAAUUCACAGUGGACUAUUGAGGUACAAGCUAAUUUUUUUAUUAAUCCUCUGCGAUGAAAUUGCCCUUACUAACCAUUCAAGCAAAAAUGCUCAAUUUAGUCUGUACUAGCAAAAUAGAUGUGAACAAUAAAGCAUUUGAAUGUGGUUGCUUUUAAAUGAAAUUACAGAAACAUUUCUGUGUCUAUAGGCAAUCAUGCUAAACCCCUUCCUUCAGAGAGAGCACAGGGAAACCUAAAGAGCUCUUAGUUUGUAUUUCAGGUAAUUAAAGAAAGUACAAGUUUGUGUUCAGCAAAAAGAAUUUGCUCAAUGGCGUGAUUAAUUCUUUUGUCAGGUAAGAGGAGUUGUGACUGUCUCCCAUGGUAAAAAGACUAACUUCAAAGAUUAGAUUUUGACGUUGGUGCAGGCUGUUAGCCCUUUUGAAAGGUUCACAUCUGAAAGGUUCUUGCUGACUGGCAAUCGCAAUGUGUUUGAGUAUAAUUGGGGAAAAAAUGGAAUAAUUGCUGCUGGUCAUUUACUUUAUAUGGGACAUGGAUACCUUUUUUGUAGAAGAAGUAAGCAUGCUUUUUAUUUUGGGGAUGGAUAGGUUUUUCAGAGAGAUUGAGUCUGGGGGGGAAAAAUAACCUCUCUAUUUAGCCUUACCUAAAGACUAACGAAAGUUUGUGCAAACUUCUAACUAGUUCAGGUAGAUUGUAAAUUGCAGGGACAACCAAAAUUUUAAUGUUGGUUUUAUUGAUAACGAUGUAUCAGCCUCUAUAGUUGAGAUGCCUUAUGCUGUGACAAUUCCUGUUUAAAUCGCCCAUAAAUAAAAUGAUGUAUUCUACCCUU
Molecule: messenger RNA, 9542 nt
Organism: Lepisosteus oculatus (spotted gar)
Lineage: Eukaryota; Metazoa; Chordata; Actinopteri; Semionotiformes; Lepisosteidae
Gene: arid3a
Product: AT-rich interactive domain 3A
Biological process (GO): regulation of transcription by RNA polymerase II
Cellular component (GO): nucleus
Molecular function (GO): DNA binding
Source: RefSeq, a predicted model, not a curated record